GCGUAAUUCAGCAGAGUUCUCAAACUUCUGAAAAUCGGUGCGGUCAUAUCAUCGAACUUUUGCAGGUGCAGAAAAGAAUAACUUACUGGAAUCUCAUGGAAAUUUGGAACUAAUUAUACAAUAUAGGAUAUUGUAUAUGGUACAAUACAAUAUACUACAAUAGGAUGCAAUAUGAUACAAUAAGCCAUUGAGCUACCUGAAACAGCCACGUUGCAAUAAUAUAUGGAUAGUAUAUUGACUACUAUAAUAUACAGACUGCAAUAUUUUAUGGAUUUACUGAAUUUAUCUUAAAAAGAUGUCACCAACAAAUGAAAUGAAUCUAGGAUUAAUAUAUUUAUUUAUCAUUUCUUUACUGUUAUAUGAAAUAAAGACAGAAGAAGCAACAGUUAAUUUUCUACCAGACUGUGGAGCUGCUGAUAAUGAACCACAAAGUGUUCAUGUGACGAUCGAAGAAAAUUCCAUCCAGCAAAGUUCAUAUAUUUGCUUUGAUAGAAUCUGCUCAGAUUUCGAUGAUGAUUUAGAUUAUAGUUUGCAGGGCAGUGAUAUGGAUAGUGAACUCUUUUAUUUGGGUUUGGAGCCUGAAAAUGAGUCUGUAACAUGCUUGUUUCUAUGGCAACCACUUGAUCGAGAGAAGAAAGCAAGUUAUAAGUUGACUGUUAAGGCUACGGAGUCCCGUCCCUAUCCAAAUUCAGCAUAUUUUUACGUCAUCAUUACUGUAGCAGAUAUGAAUGAUUACCCACCAACGUUUCGGAGAGCAAAUUAUGGAUUCAAUGUGUAUUCAUUUACUCCAGUAGGGAGGGCUUUAGCAGUAUACACUGCAAAGGAUUUUGAUAAAGGAGAAAAUGCAACACGAUUAUAUAGUAUUGAAGAUAUGCGGAUGGAACCCCCAUCAGAAGUAAUUGAUCCAUGGGAGACAUUUGCCGUUUUCAACAAUACUGGAGGCAUUUAUUUACUCAAGCCUUUAACAGAAUUUGGCGAGUGUUAUAUAAAUCUAACAGCUACAGACAUGGGUGUGCCACCUCUAUCAGGCAGUACAACAGUGAGUGUGGUCUACAAUUCUGGCACCAAUAAAGCACCAAUUUGUGCAGAUACCAUGAAUUAUGCCCUGAGGGGCCCUGUUCCUAAGAAUUACAGGAUAGGCAGUAUUGAAUGUUUUGAUGAGCAUAUGAACCUAUUGCAAUACAAUAUUACUGAGUUUCUAGUGAGUUACUCAAAUAACACGUCUACCUUGUUGCCGUUAAACCCAAAUGACACCUCCACAUCCCCUGGUGAUGUCAAAAUACAUGUUUCCACCACCCCUGCUGGCAGUCCGGCAAAUUCACCCAGUACACCCGAAAUAACUGUGCCAAUAGAUGGCAGAACUGAAGCAUAUGGGCCAUCUGGUGAUCAGUCGAACACAUCAAUGGAAACAGAAGAGGGCAGUGCUGGAUCUCCACAUUUGGAUUCAUCGUUGGAGGAAUAUUUAAAAACUUUUGAUCCUCUGUCGGAAUAUAUCCAUGGCGCAGAUGCUGAACCCUAUUUCUACAUAACACAGACAGGCAAUCUGAAGGCCUCUAGAGUGCUUGAUGGAACCACCUACUCCAAGUUUGCCUUUAGGAUCAUGGUAGAAGAUCAUGCAGGCCUCAGUGUUGAGAUGUUUAUAACAGUGGCGGUAACACCUAACCGACCAGUUGUAUGUGGCCCUGUUGACACAGUUAGUGCUGCGAUACAAGAGAAUUUCAUGAUCAGUCAGCCAUCUUGUUUUCACAUCAUCGAGACCAUAUGUUCGGAUAGAGAUGAUGAUUUAGACUGCAUAAUUGAACCAGGAAAUCCCCAAUCUGAAGAGUAUGAAGACAGUUUUGUAUUAGAACCAUUCCAGUUUGGGAACUUUGAAUGGUGCCUUGGCCUUCAGGAAAGUACUAUGUUUGAUAGGGAGAGAAUCUCUCAGUUAAAGGGAAAGGUGACUUGUACAGAAAGGAACAGCAUACAAAAGUAUAGUGACAGUUACACAGUGCUGUUGAAUAUCCUUGAUGUUAACGACAAUACGCCUCAGUUCUUGAAUGAGCCAUAUGAUUGGAUGGUUGGUGAGCUGUCAAUAGGGGACAAGUUUGUGGUUCAGGCAAUAGAUAGAGAUGCGGGAAACAAUGGCACUGUUGUGUAUUCAUUCAGUGAAACAAAUAGUAAUUAUUUGAUGGAUCGAUUUAUGGUGAAUUCUACAAAUGGCAGUAUUACACUGGUGAAAAGGCUAGAUGCAACCCUGGGAACAUCAUACACCAUCACGAUACAGGCUACUGACCUUGGGAGUCCGCCCCUAUCCUCUAAAGCUAACAUUACAAUAAAAAUUCUGAAUGUCAAUGAGGCUCCCGUGUUCUCACACAGAGUCUAUAAUGCCUCAGUUGAUGAGACGUUCCCAGGCGGGACAAGAGUUCAGGUAGAUCCUGGAGUGACGCAGGAUUAUGCUAGCGAUCCUGAUAAGGACACUUUGCUUUACAUCCUCACAGAAUCCAAUCCAGAAUCGGCACUGCUAUAUUUCGUGAUUGACCCCAUGAGUGGAGGAUUGUCAAAGACAAGUCGUAAUUUGAGUGACUUUGCCGACACAGAGGUACAGCUGCAUGUCCAAGUUGUGGAGAUCAGUACAGAGGAGCUCUUAUAUGAUAAUGCUACCAUCAAUAUUAAGAUUGAGGAUGUUAACUCUGCCCCUGUGUGUGACGUGCCCAGCACACCAUUCAUUCUUAGCCCUAUAGCUCCAGUAGACUCUAUGAUUGGCCAAAUUUCCUGCAACGAUUCUGAUGUGAAAAGCAAUUUCAGAACUUUGACAUAUACAUUAGAAAAUGAAUAUUUCUCCGUUGAAUCAAAUGGGCAGAUACGGGUGAAACAAGCUGUUAAUGUCAACAUUGAGUCAUACAGUCUUCAAGUUAGAGUGUCUGAUCAGGCUGCUGAACCUCUGUCAACCACUGUCCAAGUACAAGUUGAAAGAUCAAGCACUGAUGGGUUUGGAGUAAAAUGUAGUGAAACUGACAUAACAUCAGAAAUACAGGAAGACACAUCAAUUGGAAAAUGUAGAAGCCAUGAUAUACUAUGUGUAAACCCCUUAGAAAUUGGCAAACCAACGGAAAUUUCCAUUAAAGCUGACAAUAUGAGUCCAACAUUUACUGUAGAUCAAACUGUUCAGAACACAGGGGCCAGAUCUUUCAAUAUCUGCCUUGGUGUGAACCUAGAUUACAAUUCAAGGAAAACAUAUUCUUUGGAGCUAGUGUCAAGUAAUGAGCUUGGAAGUGUUACCUUGGCGAUAACCUACAACGUGUUGGAUGUGAAUGACCCCCCAGUAUUCACCAAGGAUGUGUACCAAGUCAGCGUCUCUGAAAAGGUUGACAUUGGAGAAGAAAUUCUACAAGUAUCUGCUACAGAUAAAGAUCUAGGAGAUCAGCUGACAUAUUUGGCUGAUCCAGAAUCAUUUUUGUUGGAACAUCUGUACUUGAACCAAUCCACUGGUCAGAUCACCAGUUUACAAUCACUCAGUAAUUUCACGGAGGAGACCAUCCAAUUCAGCCUCAGUGUUGUUGACGGGAGCGAAGCAGGGUCAAUGACACAAGUUGAGAUUACAAUAGUUGAUAUAAAUGAUUCUCCUGAAUGUGAGGCCCAACAAUUUCAAGUGAACUUGACGUCACAGAUUGGGUAUAUUUUGGCCAGAUUGACCUGUACUGAUCCUGAUAUCAGAGCCACCUAUAGGAACUUAACAUACAACAUUGUUGAAGCAGAAGAGAGGGAAGAGGAUAAAGAGUUUUUUGAAAUCUUACCAAAUGGAGACUUGGUUGUCUCUGAGCGACUGAGUGUCAACAAAUCGCAAUACCUCAUCCAGUACUUCGCAACUGACCAGGGGGAGCCACCACUCAGAAGUCAAUUAAAAAAUAUACUGAUAAAUGUCAACUUAAUACCAUCAGCCCCAGUUCUUCAGGUUGAGACUGUUAAUGAGACAACAUUGAUUGCAAAAUGGGACUUCUUCCCCCAGGACCACAAGUCCCUGGUUGUAGAGUACACUCUAUUUUUGAACAAUGCCAGGAUUAGUGUAGAGUCACAUUUGACAUCUAAGGCAAUCACAGGACUUGAGGCCAAUACUUCAUAUACUCUUAUAUUGAUAGCCAAGACUGCAGGAGGAGACAAUGUUCAAUCAAAUAGGGUGACAGCCUCUACCGAUGCUAGGUUUGAUGACUGUGCCAGUGCACCAUGUCUUAAUGGGGCCAGCUGUGAGGAUGGUAUGAAUACCUUCACAUGUAGUUGUGCUUUUGGUUACCAGGGAACCACAUGUGAUUAUUUGAAUCAAGCCCCAGAGUGUAAUCAGACUAAAGUGAAUGUAGGAGUGCUUGAAUCUCUCCCUGGCCUGUUGAGUAGUAAUUCUGAUACUUGCCUACAAGACAUCAAUUUAGUGUGCAGUGAUCCUGAUGACACUAUGACAUGUGAUUAUGAAAUCAUAGAAGUAGCCGAGGGGCUGUUAGAUAAUGACGAAGAAUCUCCCUGGGUUAUCCUAGGGGCUGAGACUCAGUGUCUGGCUCUGAGGCAGGGGGUGGGAUUUGACAGAGAAAUUGCCACCCCUAAUAAUGGCAGAGCUGCCCAGUUACAAAUCUAUUGUAUAGAAGAUAACGAAUUUGGUAGUGAUCGUGGGGCAUCUUUUACGGUCAAUUUCUACAUUUAUGACAUCAAUGAUAAUGCGCCAACAUUUGUGAACCUAGAAGACACAGUUCAACGUGAGAUAAAUGAAACUGAAAUUGGGAAGAUUUUAGACGUCCAAGCAUCAGAUUUAGAUUCAGGAAAUAAUUCCGUAGUUGAGUUCUCUUUAGCUAAUCUGCCUGAUGCAUUUGCUGAUGUGAUAACAUUAACAUGGACUCCAUCAAGAAGUGCAACUAUCAGUAAUACGAAACGAUUUAAUGCCACGGAGACACCAAACAUUACAUUCUCAGUUGUUGCCACUGAUAAAGGUACCCCACCACUUUCCUCCAACAUUACACUCAUACUAACCAUCCAAGAUGUUAACGAGCCACCUGUGUGUCAGCCAUUUGCAAGCAGCAUCUCUGUGAAUUAUACAGUGAUAUCUCAAAGCGAUGUAAUUGGUCAGGUUGAAUGUUACGAUGGUGACGCUGAUUUAAAAAAUCGGAGGAUUUCAUACAGUAUAAAUGAAGAAAAUGUCCCCUUCAGUAUGGAUGAAAAUGGAGGUAUACUGUACAACAGAGAUGAUAGUAAGCCAGUGCCACUAAGCUACAGCUUCACUGUGACAGUGUCAGACAAUGGGGAGGUUCCUCUCUCCUUAGAGCUACCUGUACAGAUUUCUAUGUUAGCUGACCCAGACAUUGUAAUGUACCUUGUGUCUUACCAUAUGAAGUUAGAGGCCUGGAUGGGCAAUGUCCUUGACCUCCAAAGUGAGGCUUCCACACAGUUGAAGCUGUCUCUGGAUUCUGCAUUCUCUGCAAGACUAGCUGCUAUACCUGGAUACAAGGGGCUUAGUGCUGUAGCAUUGUCAAGAAGAGACAAUGGUAAUAUUACAGUGCAUAGUGAACUGUAUGUGGAUAUAAGUAGAAAUGGGGAGAAUGUAAUAUUAAUCACCAUUAAUGAGACAGUAGCUGCUGGUACACUGGGAAAUUACUCAUUAAAUCCUGAUUAUCUUCAGAUAUCUUCUCCUUCAGAUGUCUCGUUGCUAUUCAAUCUUGAACAAACUGAGGGGUUAGAAAACUUCAAUGGAACAACUGUGUCGUUUGUUUGCCAAGCCAAAGUCACACAAGGGUCAUAUGUCCCAGAAUUCCAAUGGUAUCUUGAUAACAAGCGUGUGAUUGGUGGAACAGGUCGGGUACGAGUCGUGGACAGUUCUGAGACUUCAGAUGAUGGAUUAUACGUUUCUGAGCUGAGAUUUAAUCCUGUUAAGCAGCUGGAUUCUGGCAAUAUUACAUGCAAGGCUGUAGUUUCAACUCAGAAUAUACAACUCGAGGACUCAGAGACCAUUAGCAUGGCAAUCCUGUCCCCUCCCUCUAUUGACCUUACCCCAAGGACAGUGACCAUCGGGGAAGGGGCUGAUACAAUUCUAUCCUGUGUUGCUGGGGGAGCUCAAAGCGCUCAUCCCUUAGCAACACAAGCACCAUCUAUUGAGUGGAUUGUGCCAGAGAAUGUCACUUUUGCUGUGGAUGAAGUGAGUUCCACUGAACAGAAGAUUCUGUUAAGAGCUUUAAAGGAGGAGACUCAAGUCACCUGCAAUGUGUCAAACCCAGCUGGGUCAAGAAUAGAGACUUCUAUAAUAAGCAUCUUAUCACUAGUGUCUUCUGAUAGAAGUCAGUACUGCGACACACAAACAGAUAGAAUUGGUGUGACAUGGGGUGUGACACUAGCUGGUAUGACAGACAUACAGUCUUGUCUGUCACCGCAAAUAGGUCUCUGUAGAAGAACCUGUGUUAAAGAUGCUAAUGGUAAUGCUAAAUGGGGCCAACCUGUGUAUAUUGACUGUAUUCAGCCGGACCUAAGCCAACUUGUUACACUGGUGACUCAGAAUGAGGAAGGUGUAGGAGCUAUAUCAGUAGAUGAAGUAGUUGAUGAUCUUGAAGUCAUUACCAAACAGCAGGUGAAAGAUGAGACAUUUCUCACAUCCGGUGACCUUGAAGCAUCUGCCAAGGUCAUAGACUACAUAGCCAAGGCAAAGGUUAAUAAGCGAGGUGGGGACAAAGUUCAAACCCAGAAAUUCCUCAACAGUGUUAGUAAUAUUAUUAGUGAUGAAACAAAAAAUCAAUGGGUUGAUGUCAAUACAGCUGGAUCUGGAGCAGCGGGCGUCAUGAAGUCAGUCGACGAUUAUAUUCAGAAAGAGGCUGAAGCUCUUACGAUUGGAGAAACACUAGUGCUGAAAACAGACAAUAUUGAUGCUGAGUUAAAGAAGAUCAGUACUACAUCAGGGGAGAGUUUUGAAUUCCCCCAAGCAGGUUCCGACACUUCACAGUGGGUGCUAGAUUCAAGCAACAAGUUCUCUAUUGAUAGCUCUACACUCAAUAAUCUCUAUGGGGCUGAAAAUGUGAGUGCUUCUUGCCUCUACCAUAAAUCCAUGAACUCCCUUUUGGGUACGGAAGACCCCUUGAAACAGAACACAUCAUCAGAUGGGCAAAUCAUCAACUCCAAAGUUCUCACUGUAUCACUGAAUCCUGUACCAACAAAGAAAUUGAGUCCACCGAUUGUUUUAACAUUUGGUCAUCAAGCGCAGCAACUUGAAGGACCAGAAUGUAGUUACUGGGAUUUUAAUUUGGAAGAUACUAUGAAUGGAGGCUGGUCAUCAGAUGGGUGUGAGGUUGUGUCCACUAGUGAUGAUAUUACAGUAUGUGAGUGUGAUCAUCUCACCAACUUUGCUGUCCUUAUGAGUCCAGUUGCAUCUAAUGUGACAAGUGAAUCAUGGAAGAUUCUUGGUAUCAUAUCCAUAGUGGGUUGCAGUUUAUCUAUAGGAGG
This is a messenger RNA of Owenia fusiformis, 7443 nucleotides long. NCBI's taxonomy places the organism in Eukaryota, Metazoa, Annelida, Polychaeta, Sabellida, Oweniidae. The record is from the annotation of a GenBank genome assembly.